AUGGAUAAUCUGUUAGGUAUCCUCCGCGUUCGCGUCAAACGCGGCGUUAACCUCGCCGUCCGUGACGUCUCCAGCAGCGAUCCUUACGUCGUCCUCAAGCUUGGCCGUCAGGUAGGGUCCUCUAACUUCUUUCAAAGAUUGUUUCACCGACUCACACACACAAACUCUCAAAUUCUUCUUUCGCAGAAACUCAAGACCCGUGUGGUGAAGAAGAACGUAAACCCACAAUGGGAAGAAGAUUUAACAUUCACAGUCACCGACCCGAAUCUCCCGCUUAAUCUGGUUGUGUACGACCACGACUUCUUUAGCAAGGAUGACAAAAUGGGAGACGCAGAGAUCGAUUUAAAUCCUUACAUCGAAGCCUUACGAAUGGAACUCUCCGGUUUACCGGACGGUACAAUCAUAACGACGAUCCAUCCGAGCCGGUCCAAUUGCUUGGCUGAGGAAAGCUUCAUACGGUGGAGCAACGACCGAAUCGUUCAGAACAUUUGUCUCCGUCUCCGUAACGUCGAGCGUGGUGAAGUCGAGAUUGAGCUCCAGUGGAUUGAUCUUCCCGGUUCUAAAGGUUUGUGA
This is a messenger RNA of Eutrema salsugineum, 573 nucleotides long. RefSeq names its product protein C2-DOMAIN ABA-RELATED 3. The transcript is spliced from 2 exons. Bases 1 to 573 code for a protein of 190 amino acids. NCBI's taxonomy places the organism in Eukaryota, Viridiplantae, Streptophyta, Magnoliopsida, Brassicales, Brassicaceae. The record is from RefSeq and is a predicted model, not a curated record.